Molecule: messenger RNA, 696 nt
Organism: Penicillium odoratum
Lineage: Eukaryota; Fungi; Ascomycota; Eurotiomycetes; Eurotiales; Aspergillaceae
Exons: 1
Coding region: 1-696 (231 amino acids)
Molecular function (GO): protein binding
Source: RefSeq, a predicted model, not a curated record
AUGGCUGUACAGAGCCCUGAACAUCAGCCCGCAUUGACAGUACGAAGUCCCGGGCUUCUUCAAUUACCCGAUGGGAUCUUAUUGUGGGUCGCAUCAUAUUUGCCAAAUCGAGAUCUCAAAUCCUUGCGCUUGGCAUGCAAAAUACUAGGCGAGACGACGCCACUAUCAUUCUCGCGCGUGUUUCUUUCGGCCAAUUCGCUGGAUAUCAAGGUUUUGCGCGCUGUGGCGAAUCAUCCAGACUUCAGGAAGCAGGUCACCGAAAUUAUUUGGGACGACGCGCGUUUUGUUUCGGCUCCAAUGUGCUGGGAGGAAGGUGAGCCGUACAUCGAUCGCAGUGUUUUGCAAAUCAACGACGGAGAAGGAUGUCCUGAGUGGUUCUUAAAUGAAUGCAAGGACAACAUCCGCAGCAUGAAGCAGCGAAAAUCCUACGAUGUAGACAGGCCCGACCAUACGGCUCGCCAGCAGCAGGCGGAUGCACAGAUGCCUCUAAAGGACUGCUGGAAGUACUAUUCGCAAGUUUUCAAGGACCAACAAGCGGUUAUCGAAUCUCGGGAUGAUGAAAAAGCCUUCAUCUAUGGCAUAGAGCGAUUCCCACGGCUGAAACGAGUGACCGUUACGCCUGCAGCGCAUGGCCGCAUUUUCUUUCCACUAUAUCCAACACCUACAAUCCGAGCAUUUCCUUAUGGCUUUAACUAA